ACACCGCAAAAUUACCGGAACAAUAAUUAAUAAUUAAAUAAAUUACGACAGAAUGCAGUGAACCGCCAAUGUACACCUCUCGUUGUUCCCCGAAUAUCUCCCGACCUGGGACUCCUAAAAUUAUGAGUUUGAGUUCAUUCGAAAGCCAGAAAAUUUUCCUAUCAGAACCUACACAGAAGCCCAUUUUGCCCCGGUGGUUAUUGAGAUACAGGCGAUGCAAAUAUCCACUCGUCAAAUGAUCCACUUCAAAUUUUCCUGAACUCCAUUAUUUUUUUUUCUCACGAACCACCGGGGCAAAAUGGAUUGUGGUGGGGUUCUGAGAUAGGAAAUUUCCCUGGCUUUCGAAUGAAAGUAUUUUCAUUGGCCUAAGUGUCACAAGUCCUGAGAAAAUCGGGUUUAAGCGAUGAAAAUGCAAUUGUUUGAAUUUCGAAAAUCGUGAUUAUUUCGAAAUUCGAGGUUUUUACGCGAAAAUUUUGUGCAGAUGAACGAAACGGAAGACGAUUUAACAGAGAAACGGCUAAAGGUCGUCCUGGUCGGAGACUCUGGUGCUGGAAAGACCAGCAUUGCAGUUAAAUUCUGUUAUGACGAAUUCACCAGGCAAUAUACACCGACGGCUGGAGUUGACUUUUUUAUGAAGAAUUUGAGCCUCGGACCCUUUAAAAAUGUUACUCUUCAUAUUUGGGAUGUGGGAGGACUUGCACUGAGGGGGGCAAUGUUGGACAAGUACUUAUACGCCGCUGACUUGAUUAUUUUCGUUUACGAUGUGACAAAUUCAUCGAGUUUCGACGUUAUGGAGGAGUGGAUGACGGCGGUAACAGCAAUAACUGAGAGAACAUUUCGAAAAAGUCCUUUGAUUGUAAUUGUUGGUAAUAAAUGCGACAUGGAGCAUCAGAGAACAGUAAAACGAGAGAGAUCUCAUCGUUACGCUGCAGAAAAAGGAAUUAUCUAUCACGACAUGUCUGCGAGGACUGGAGAAUCAGUAUCAUUGUCAAUCGCCAAUCUCUCUGCCAAAGUAUUGGGUGUCCAAUUGACAAGAAUGGACCAAGAAUUUCACAAACCAAUCGUAACAGCAGAAAUAGGAGACACUGUCGAUGUUACAACAAUUAAAAAAAUUGUAAAACGACAGCCGCACAGAAAAUCAUAUCCGAACAAUAAUUAUCCCACCCUUCCAUUAUCGAAGUCGAGUGUCUGCUCGUUACAAUGAGAUAAAUCGAAGAGUUAUUUUGUAAAUGAAUUUUAACAAUUGAAACACCGGAGAUAUUUUACUGGCGUCUGACGCCAGAAAUUGGAGAAUAUCUCGAGAGCUAGGGGAGACGGAAAAAUUUUUGUUGGAACUUUUUUGUAGCUCUUGAAAUUUACAACAGGAAAGGGUUAAUAAUUAUUUUUCUAUCUUCGAUAGGUUUUGAGAUAUUUAGUAAGAACUGGUGGAAAUUUUGAAAUCGGAAAUUUCUGCGCUGAAUCGAUGGAGUUACGCCCUUGAUACCUUGAAUUUGAUACUGAUUACUUCGAAUAAUUGAGACCAGAAUACAGAAGUAUUAAUAAACAU
This is a messenger RNA of Fopius arisanus, 1546 nucleotides long. RefSeq names its product ras-related protein Rab-28. Lineage: Eukaryota; Metazoa; Arthropoda; Insecta; Hymenoptera; Braconidae. Gene Ontology annotation, biological process: regulation of exocytosis. The record is from RefSeq and is a predicted model, not a curated record. Gene Ontology annotation, molecular function: GTP binding; GTPase activity. The transcript is spliced from 4 exons. The coding region runs from base 482 to 1204 and encodes 240 amino acids.